Molecule: messenger RNA, 3148 nt
Organism: Arachis duranensis
Lineage: Eukaryota; Viridiplantae; Streptophyta; Magnoliopsida; Fabales; Fabaceae
Exons: 6
Coding region: 221-3046 (941 amino acids)
Source: RefSeq, a predicted model, not a curated record
CUGUCUCUCCCUUCACAAUUCACAAUCACAUUCACACACUCCCUUCUUCUUCACCUCAAAAAUCAAUUCAUUCAUUUUUCUCAUGAAUGAACUAAUUAAUUAGUUUUUCCUUUUCACCUUCGAAAUCUCUUUGCUGUUCUGGUGGUGGACGCUGCUUCAGGAACCAAUGCUUUGCUGAUUCAUCUCUUGCCUUAUUUGUCAAUUGGAUUUGGCUUUGAAAAUGGGAGUUGAAAAAGAAGGGACAAAAAGUGAAGGUGGGUAUGUUGGUGGUCUUUUCCGGUUAUUCGACUGGACCUCGAAAUCACGGAAGAAGUUAUUUGCAACCAAGUCAGAUUUGCCAGGAUCUUUGAAACAGAGAAGAAAAAUUGAUGGCAACUUGUCAAUGAUGCAGCCCUAUCUGGCUGAUGAAGAUGAGAUUGGAGUAGGAGCAAGCAUUAGAAGUAGUGAUCACAGUUAUACUUCAUCCGUUACAGAUGACGACAUGUGCGGAACAAGGGCACCUAGUGUGGUUGCUAGGCUUAUGGGAUUGGAUUCCUUGCCCUCUUCCAGUUUUCAUGAUCCAUAUUCUUCCCCAUAUUUUGAUAGCCGAUCUCUUCAAGAUGUCCAGUACUGGAGGACUAAUCUCAAUCAUCAGCAUGGCCAUCAGAACCUGUAUUCCGGGAAGUUGGUUGAAAAGGUUGAGGGCUCUUCUAGAAACUUCAUUGAGCCAAAGCCUCAGAACAACCUUAGCAGACCAAUUGAGAAGUUUCAAAGUGAGGUAAUGCCUCCCAAAGCGGCUAAAACAAUUCCUGUCACACACCAUAAACUUUUGUCCCCUAUUAAGAGUCCUGGCUUUAUUCCAACAAAUAAUGCUGCUUAUAUAAUGGAGGCUGCUGCAAGAAUUAUUGAACCUAGCCCCCAAGCUACUACAAAGGCUAGAGCACACCUUGCAUCAUCAUCAUCAGUAUCAUUGAGAGUAAGAGAUCUUAAAGAAAAAGCAGAGGCUUCACAGAAAGGUCCUCUAGUUGGGUCAACUUCAAUGCCCCCUAGAAUUAGAGAUCUCAAAGAAAAAGGGGAAGUUUCUCAUAGAACUAGCAGGAUUUCUGAACCUUCUCAGAGGUCAGUUGAAUCUAAUUCUGUCAAGUAUCUAAAGAGACAAUCUUUGAACAAAAGCUGGAAUGGGUCCGUGGAUGCUCCCACCCGAUCUUCUACCGAAGCAAAAGAAGAUUCAUCUGUGAAGAAUGCAGGGAAGUCUAUUUCCCUUGCCAUCCAAGCAAAAGUGAAUGUUCAAAGAAGAGAAGGCUUGAACUCAAGUGGUGGAAGAAGUUUGGUGGAUCAGAAAGAAGAUUCUGAUGCUAAAACUCACCAGCCUCUCAGGGCAAAUGUUCAAAAAGGUUUGCAUAAGAAGCCCUCUGGUCAGAACGCUUCUGGUGUUCUCAAGCAGAAUAGUCUGAAACAAAACCAUUCAAUUGAGAAAGACAAACAACCAUCAAAGCAAAUAGUUUCAAAUUCACACCGUAGAAAAUCUCUGAUGGGGGACUCCGGGUGUCAUAGAAGCUCUAGUAGUAAAACACCUGCAAAAUCUAAAGUUGGUUCCAAAAAAUCGGCCACACAGCUGACAGAUAGUGAAAAGGAAGUUUUGUAUACCCACACAAACAAUUUCCCAAGAAAGAAGAGGUCCACAGAUAGGGACUGGAAUGAUAGGGUUGUUGAUAAUUUGUUUAUUGAUAAAACUCAGAGGCCUGUUCAGUCUAGUCUAGUAAGUAAUAAGCGCCAUAGUGAUGACGAAGUAAAAAAGAAAGACAUGGAUGUAGUUUCCUUCACCUUCACCACGCCGUUGGCGAGAAACAAUUCCAGUUUUGAGACAUCUGGAAAAUCUGGCAUGAAAACUGGUGUACUUCCCUUUGAUCAUCACAUCAAAAGAGUGCUGCUUGACACAGACAAUGCAAGGUCUCCCAUUGGAUACAGUGUGAUUGGUGGUGAUGCAUUAGGCAUUCUUUUGGAACAGAAGUUGAGGGAAUUGACAAAUGGACUUGAGUACUCUUGUGAUGACUCUUCUAAAGUGAGGCCAUCUUCUAGUACAGGACCACAAUCAAAAGAUGUGGUGACCACGCCCGAUUCAGUUAACUUCGUUCCACAGUUGCAACUGAAGAGGGACCAGGACCUGCUUUUAGCUGAUAAGUUAUGCGGAAGCCUUGAUUCUGCAGUUUCCUUCACAGGUCUUCCUGAAUUAUCAUCCAAACAUAGACUAUGGCAGGGUGAUAAGAUGGAAGAGUGCAAGAGCAAUCUUGUAGAACCACAGUCAUUCAAUUGUCGGUUGCCAAGUCCAAUCUCUGUUCUUGAGCCUUCAUUUUCAGCAGAAACCUUUGAAUCUUCAUUCAGCACCGAUGCUACUAGCACAGAAGGUAGCAAGUUGAGCUUAUCUGCUCAAGCACAGGAAGUUCAUGGUUUGAAUUUCUCAGGGAAGUUCUAUUCUGCAGAAGCUGAUACAGAGUUGUGUGAUUCAGCUUGUUCAACAUCAACCAGGACCAUGAUGGUAAAUAAGGAGCACACAAGCACAAGUGCAUUAUCAACCACAUGGGAGUUGGAUUAUGUAAAAGAGAUAUUAUGCAAUGUUGAACAAAUGUACAUGGACUUCGCUUCCGGCCGAGCUCACAAAAUUGUGAACCCUCAUCUAUUCAACCAGUUGGAAAGCCAGAGAGAAGCAGGGUAUGAGAGUGAUGGUGGAGAAUGUAGGAUAAGGAGGAAAGUGAUAUUUGAUUGUGUGAGUGAAUAUUUGGACUUAAGAUGCAGGCGUUGUGUUAAUGGUGGAUAUGAAAUGUGGGCCAAAGGGACUGAAAUGGUGAGAAGAAAUGAAUGGUUGGCAAAGGAAGUGUACAAGGAAAUUUCAAGCUGGAGAGGGAUGGGAGAUUCAAUGGUGGAUGAGCUUGUGGACAAGGAUAUGAGCCAUCAAUUUGGAAGAUGGCUAGAUUUUGAGGUUGAUGCAUUUGAACUUGGUGCAGAGGUUGAGGAUCAGAUACUGAAUUCCUUGCUUGAUGAUGUUGUUGCUGAUAUCUUGCAAUUAUAACCCCUGAUCUUUUUAGUGGCCAUGAAAUUAUUGUUUUUAUUAUCUGAAAUUCUGAGUUAUUAUUGGUUCAUUCAUGGAAAUAGCAAGUUCUUCAUUUUGUUC